AACAGAAUAGUGCUUAGAGAAUAUAUUUUUGGUAUAAAAAAAAGCGAGUAAAAUCCGAAGGAAAAUAGUUUGGUUGAUCUGUGAGUGGCGAUUCAAAUCGGAUUCGUUCAGCUUCUACAAAAUCAAUCAAUCAUGUUGGGUGUUGUAAGAAACAAGACUAUUCGCCCUUCCUUCUCCGCAUUCAGAUUUCUAUCUUCUUCAGCUAAACAGAUGACAGUGAGAGAUGCUCUUAAUUCUGCACUUGAUGAAGAAAUGUCAGCUGAUUCUAAAGUUUUUUUGAUGGGUGAAGAGGUUGGAGAAUAUCAAGGUGCUUAUAAGAUUACCAAGGGAUUGUUAGAGAAGUAUGGUCCUGAAAGGGUUCUCGACACUCCCAUCACCGAGGCUGGGUUUACUGGGAUCGGAGUUGGUGCUGCUUACUAUGGUCUAAAGCCUGUUGUGGAGUUUAUGACAUUUAACUUCUCCAUGCAGGCAAUAGAUCACAUCAUUAAUUCUGCUGCAAAAUCAAAUUACAUGUCUGCUGGGCAAAUAUCUGUACCUAUUGUCUUUAGAGGACCCAAUGGUGCUGCUGCUGGAGUCGGUGCUCAGCACUCUCAUUGUUAUGCAUCUUGGUAUGGCUCAUGCCCUGGGUUGAAAGUUUUGGCACCAUAUUCAGCUGAAGAUGCCCGUGGUUUACUUAAAGCUGCUAUUAGGGACCCUGAUCCUGUAGUUUUCCUUGAAAAUGAGUUGUUAUAUGGUGAAUCAUUCCCUGUUUCUGCCGAAGUUCUUGAUUCCAGUUUUUGCCUUCCCAUUGGAAAAGCAAAGAUUGAGAGAGAAGGAAAAGAUGUGACUAUUACAGCCUUCUCAAAAAUGGUUGGCUUUGCUCUAAAGGCUGCUGAGAUACUUGAAAAGGAAGGAAUCAGUGCCGAGGUUAUUAAUCUACGGUCAAUCAGGCCACUUGAUCGACCCACCAUCAAUGCUUCCGUAAGGAAAACCAACAGAUUGGUAACAGUUGAAGAAGGGUUUCCUCAGCACGGUGUUGGCGCUGAAAUCUGUACUUCUGUCAUCGAGGAAAGUUUUGGCUAUCUUGAUGCACCGGUUGAGAGAAUUGCUGGCGCCGAUGUUCCCAUGCCUUAUGCAGCUAAUCUCGAGAGAUUGGCUGUCCCACAUGUUGAAGAUAUCGUUCGUGCUGCAAAGAGAGCAUGCCACAGAUCUGUGCCUUUGGCCGCAGCUGCCUAAAUCAAUUUAGGUCCGAAAUUUUUUAUGUCGUGGUUUGUUCUUUGGUAACACUCAAUGUUACCAAAAAUAAUUUCCCCCCAAAUUUCCACCACAGCCUCACAAAGAAAGAGGUUUUACUCACUGAUUCUGUUAGGCUUUGGUUUAAAAAGUUGUGAUGUAAGCAUAAUAUUGUCCAAAUUUUCAGGAGCAAUAGAUUCUAUACAAUUUUUUUAUCCUUCUCAGCAUUUCUGAGAGGAAGUUUACGCUUAAUAACAAUGAAACACAAGAAGGGAAGUUGUAUGCAACCUAGUGAUCCACUUUUUGAUUUAACUUGCUUAGUGUUUUGAAUUUA
Messenger RNA from Vicia villosa (hairy vetch), 1546 nucleotides. Its product is annotated as pyruvate dehydrogenase E1 component subunit beta, mitochondrial. The transcript has 15 exons. NCBI's taxonomy places the organism in Eukaryota, Viridiplantae, Streptophyta, Magnoliopsida, Fabales, Fabaceae. Gene Ontology annotation, molecular function: pyruvate dehydrogenase (acetyl-transferring) activity. The record is from RefSeq and is a predicted model, not a curated record. The coding region runs from base 133 to 1215 and encodes 360 amino acids. Gene Ontology annotation, biological process: pyruvate decarboxylation to acetyl-CoA.